Acanthoscelides obtectus is the source of this 521-nucleotide messenger RNA. The record is from the annotation of a GenBank genome assembly. Lineage: Eukaryota; Metazoa; Arthropoda; Insecta; Coleoptera; Chrysomelidae.
UGUUUAAGCGAAAUUUAUUGUUCUAACCUCUUAAAGGGAGAGUUCUGUAUGAGAGAAAGUGUUUGGAAUAACAGGUGCUUAGUUUGUUGUGAACAAUGGAUAAUUAUAGUUAUUGGAACUAUUGGAAGCGGCCCUUGAAACUUCAUGAACUCAUGACAGAAAUUGAAAACACUGAUGACGAUGAGUUGAUUCCUGAUACUAUUGCCGUUCUACCGCCAGUUAACGCAAAUGAAUAUAACACUGAUGAGGAUUCCGGCGACGAAAAUGAAGUGGAUAUAAACAACCUCCCUGGAAGUUAGCUGAUGACUGAAGUUGAGGUUGUAUUUGAAAACAAGGGAUCAAACCAAACUACAGUUGAGAGUGAUUUUGAUAGCGACGAUGACCUAUCUUUGUCUAACUUUCUUACGAAAAAACGACCAAAAUUAUCAAAACCAAAUUACUCUUGGAAAAAAGGUGACAUCAACCAAGAUUUUCCAGAAUGGGUGAACACAAGUGGUCCAAAAAAUUCUUUAUCUCCUUUA